CAUGGAUUCCUGCUAAGAAAGGAAAAACAUAUUAUAUCAACAGCCAGAAAUGGGCCUGAAAUAUAAAAGUGCUUAAACAGGAAAUUGCAACCAUGCUCUUGGUGGAAACAAAAACUAAGAAGCGUAAAGAAUGAUCACGAUAAAACGAGCCCAGCUGCUUAUACUGGUGUUGCUGUUCUGGACUAAGGGUGAGUUUUGUUGCAUCUCUACAUCAAAUAUUUUAUUAUACUUUGAAGGAGAAAAAUCUAAUAAGACUACCACUGUAGGGUCUCUAGGAAAGAAAUCUGGAAACAAACAUCACAAAAAGAAAACCGCUCUUCCAGACGAGAAAACUGCGCGAUCGGCCCUCAUUGGAAUAAAACCUGAGGAAAUUUUAACGGUUAGGAAUGGAGAUGCGGGUGGCUCAAGAAAAAGUGAUGUUAAUUUUCUACAAAAACUACCAGCUAUUCAAGACGAACAGCGAUUAACAAACAGUGCUCUACUGUAUUCGGGACAGCUGUCUCCAAUAGAUCAGCAUUUAGUGAAACAAUUCAACAAAGAAGUUGAUGUAAAUCAGGAUGACUCAAAGAUUGAUGGAGAUGAUCUACUUGAUCCUUCUCGUCAGAAGGCAAGAAUCAACGAUGAUAAUAAGGAAAGUAGAAACCCUGUCGCAAAGGUAACAAGAGAUGAAAUGGGGAGAGCAGAAGAUAUGAGUACACUUCGUAAUGGAGGAAUGGAUAAAGAAUUCUAUAGCCAGAUUAGCCAGAUAGAACAAGAGCAGCCACAGGCAGCUAAUGUGGGAAAACUCACAGACAUGUAUAAAGACAACCCUUUGCCUGAAUACAGCUACAAGGAAUCAGGUUAUGACAAAGUUUCAGAUUAUCACUCUAAUGAGGGAAACAAUCCUUUUGAAAUGCCUAAAAAUUAUUACCAGGACCUUGAUACCCAGGACAAAGAACUCUUCCAAGGCUUUAAUAACUACCCAGAAGAGGCUCAACACAUAUCUUCCGAUAAUUCAGACCUUUUUUCUACUAUUGGCAAAAAAGUCGUCCUUGACCUGCUGAAACACCGGAAUGAUUCUGAACACCAGAGCGAGGAGAAUCUUAAGCAGGAGUUCCUCAAGAAAUUGAUGGAAGGGAAUCCAGGUCAAAACAAUAUGGGCAUUAACACUUUGCUGGCAGAUAAAAUGACAACAACGAUAUCUCCUUUCAAAACUCAAGAGACACCCAUGAUGGCAACGCAACCAAAUGCUAUCGACGCCCAUGUUCCUACGGUUCCUUCACAAGGAAGGAGUUUAACUUCAGGGAAGAUAUCCUCUAAAGAUGCACUCGGUUUAGGCGCUGAACAAGUGACACAAGCCCUGAGUUUACCCCAGGGUUUAAACCUUCAUAUCCAGGGGCAUACUUUUCAAGGAGAUCCACUAACACCCUCUCGCCUGAUUAAAGCUCAGUCGCCAAAUGUUCCAGAAUCUCUCGGUGUCGACGGACCAUCGCUGAAUAACCUAAUUAAAACUCAGUCGCCAAUUGUUCCAGAAUCUCUCGGUGUUGACAGACCAUCGCUGAAUAACCUCAUUCAAUCCAAGGACGAAGACUCACAAAAGGAAAACUUUGUUACGUUAAAAAUUUCUGGUGCAGGAAAACCAGUUAGUUUCAAGGCAGGCACUAGCAAUGACGGAUCGCUAGUGCUUAAGAUACCCGGUAACGUCACAUUAAUGAAUUCAGACACAAACAAAGUGAUUACCAGUGAAGCUGCUCAAAAUACAAAGGACGAUAGCAGCUCCAGACAUCAAAUCGUUACAGAUGCCGAACUAAUGAACCAUUAUCUCUGGGAAACCCAGACAGCUCCAAUGCAGGAAUUUGCUAAGAAAGGAAAUAUGAUUGAAGGUCAUGGCGAAACUGGCUCAAACAAUGAAAUACUAAGCUGGCAGAUCCUUGGGAAAACGAAUAACAAGUUAAAUCAAGAAAACGACGGUACUGCAAAUGGCGUUCUUCAAGACGCCUAUAACGUUCCGGCCUCUGCGAGGCCAACAAAAGGUCGCAAUUUCGAUGAUAUGCAAAGGAGCUCAAGCAUGUCCCCAACCAAGUACAACGAGCUCAAUCGAGUUUCCUUUGCCGGAAUAGGGCAAUCACCCCCAUCUGAUAUAUUUCCUCCUGGUUUAAAACUAAGAGAAAGUGAGGAAAAGAACAAGAUGUUGUCCUUGAAGAGUUUCCUCAGGCCUUCUAAGUUUAUAGAGGGCUCUCCUGAAAACAGGGCAAGGCUGAUCUUUGGCCCAGAUCACGACUUAGGGAGAACAACUACUGAUGCGAAGAAUGAUAAACGGAACACAUGGUCGCCAUGUUCAGUGACUUGUGGUCAAGGUAUUCAAGCAAGAGCUCAGUUGUGCGAGGGAACACAAUGUAAGGGACAUAAGACGGAGAGCAAGGCUUGUUUCAUGCAGCCCUGUACAGAACAACUUGGAAGAGCAGGACUUCGUCUGCAUAACAAAUUCAGAACAUGGCAUAAAAGUCCUCCGCUGAGGUGGUCACAACGUUUGGCUGCUAAGGCGCAAGCAGUAGCAAAUGAACUGGCCAACAAUGCCAUCCGCUUGUCGGAUUUAAAAGAGGAACAUUCAGGUAUAAACGUCGCUCGGCUAUGGCACAGUUAUGACAUCGCAGCCGAGAAAGCAACCGCUGACUGGUACAGUGAGGUCAAAAGCUAUAACUUCGACGAUCCAGUGAUCGAUGGUUCCACCAAGCACUUUACCCAGCUCAUAUGGAAGAGCUCCAAAUGGCUUGGAAUUGGGGAAGCUAAGAGUAGGGACGGAAAACACACAUUUGUGGUAGCGCUUUACAGUCCGCCUGGAAACGCAAGGAACGAAGAGAGAAUUAACGUCCAUACGCCUAAGCCACAAAGUGGAAAAUAGUCA
This is a messenger RNA of Orbicella faveolata, 2884 nucleotides long. RefSeq lists its product as uncharacterized. The record is from RefSeq and is a predicted model, not a curated record. NCBI's taxonomy places the organism in Eukaryota, Metazoa, Cnidaria, Anthozoa, Scleractinia, Merulinidae.